Molecule: messenger RNA, 508 nt
Organism: Racocetra persica
Lineage: Eukaryota; Fungi; Glomeromycota; Glomeromycetes; Diversisporales; Gigasporaceae
Source: the annotation of a GenBank genome assembly
GCCCUUUCAAUGUAAAGGAACACGUGUGCAUAUUUGUUGCGGCUGGUGCGGGUGGUGGAUCUGCAUACGCUACGGAUAUUAUAGCUAUUCAAGAUCUUUUUUAUCAUACAAAAGUCAAUUUUUUAAAUGGAUUUAUGUUAUUGAUGAGCACGCAAAUCCUUGGAUAUGGACUCGCUGGAUUUCUUCGUAAAUUCUUGGUUCGUCCUACUAAUAUGAUAUGGCCUUCGAAUCUUGUCUAUGCAUCCAUGUACAACACGUUACAUGGUAAUGCUUCGGAAACACGUGACAAGAUUCGGUUUUUCGCUACUGCCUUUACUGCAAUGUUUGUUUGGCAAUUUGUCCCACAAUAUAUGUUUACUUGGUUGACCAGUAUAGCUCUCUUGUGUCUUAUCGCUCCGUAUAGCAAAAUUAUUAGACAAUUAGGAAGUGGGUAUCACGGUGCUGGUAUUCUUAAUUUCUCUUUGGAUUGGAAUUCUAUUGGACAGUUUGGUCCCCUAUACUCCCCAUG